ACACGGGGUAAAGGUGCACUGGAGGAGGUUUUGCGAACCCAUGAAGCAAUACAGGUGGACGGGUCACUGGACAAGUCAGUUUCUAUGCGUCAGAUGGAGCUGUCAGCAACACGGAGCUCUCAAGAGACGGGAGAUGGCUCAGGGACAACCUCUGAAUCGGAAGGAAACCGGAGGAAGAAAGUUUUCAUGGUUAUUGGGAUUAAUACCGCUUUUAGCAGUAGAAAGAGGCGUGAUUCAGUUCGAGAGACGUGGAUGCCUCAGGGGGAGAAGCUCGAAAAAUUGGAACGAGAGAAAGGCAUCGUCGUCAAGUUCAUGAUUGGUCACAGUGCAACAUCAAAUAGUAUUUUGGAUAGAGCUAUUGAUUCAGAAGAUGCUCAACACAAAGACUUCCUUCGGCUGGAGCAUGUUGAAGGGUAUCAUGAACUGUCUGCAAAAACCAAAAUUUUCUUUUCCACCGCAGUUGCAAAGUGGGAUGCAGAGUUCUAUGUCAAGGUUGAUGAUGAUGUCCAUGUCAAUCUUGGUAUGCUAGCUUCCACUCUUGCCCAUCACCAUUCAAAGCCGAGGGUCUAUAUUGGGUGCAUGAAGUCUGGGCCUGUUCUUUCGCAAAAGACUGUCAAGUACCAUGAGCCCGAGUAUUGGAAAUUUGGAGAGGAAGGAAACAAAUACUUCAGGCAUGCCACUGGACAGAUCUAU
Molecule: messenger RNA, 693 nt
Organism: Tarenaya hassleriana
Lineage: Eukaryota; Viridiplantae; Streptophyta; Magnoliopsida; Brassicales; Cleomaceae
Product: beta-1,3-galactosyltransferase 7-like
Exons: 7
Cellular component (GO): Golgi membrane
Molecular function (GO): beta-1,3-galactosyltransferase activity
Source: RefSeq, a predicted model, not a curated record